AACAAGUGGUGAACAAAUUUCUGAACACGAACGCAAAGGUAAUUCUUGAAGAGAUUAAACCAGCGAUCCUGAGGCAAAUGCUAACGUUCGGUGAAGAUUUUAUGAACAACAUCUUGAAGCGUAUUCCAGUCGAUGCCGUCAUCCAGAAUUAGCAUCCGCGUCAAUCCGUCUAACGUCAAUCCGUCUCGCGAUUACUAUUUGUAAGUUGAAGGGAAGAAAAGUUGGAUUAGCCAUGUGAUUGAUUAAAGACCAAGUGGGAUUGAUUGAUGGAUGUGAAUGAUGAUUUUGGGGGUUUGAUAAAUAACCUGUAGAUUAAUCCUCUCAUCCGUGCAUUUUCUGACGGCUGUAGACGUUAAUUUUAUACGUAUCUUUAUUAUUUAGACGCGUACGACAUCAUUUAGGGGGAAAAGAUUACAGAUUCUGUAGUUUUUUAUGUAGUGUUAUGUAGUAUUGGAACUGUAUCCAGAAAAUACCUGUUGAUGAGUAUUCUCUUGUGUUACUGAGUGGACAAUAUCUUCUUUAAAAAUCUGUAGGGAACUGUAUUUUGUAGUGACUGUAGGGAACUGUUUUUUGUAGUGACUGUAGGGAACUGUUUUUUGUAGUGAUUGUAGGGAACUGUAUUUUAUAUUGACUGUAGGGAACUGUAUUUUAUAUUGACUGUAGGGAACUGUAUUUUGUAGUGACUGUAGGGAACUGUAUUUUAUAGUGACUGUAGGGAACUGUAUUUUGUAGUGAUUGCAGGGAACUGUAUUUUGUAGUGACUGUAGGGAACUAUUUUGUAGUGACUGUAGGGAACUG
Molecule: messenger RNA, 798 nt
Organism: Homarus americanus (American lobster)
Lineage: Eukaryota; Metazoa; Arthropoda; Malacostraca; Decapoda; Nephropidae
Product: circadian clock-controlled protein daywake-like
Source: RefSeq, a predicted model, not a curated record